Candidozyma haemuli is the source of this 1458-nucleotide messenger RNA. RefSeq names its product catalase A (gene CAT1). Bases 1 to 1458 code for a protein of 485 amino acids. The transcript has a single exon. Gene Ontology annotation, biological process: hydrogen peroxide catabolic process; response to hydrogen peroxide. Gene Ontology annotation, molecular function: heme binding; catalase activity. Gene Ontology annotation, cellular component: mitochondrion; cytoplasm; peroxisome. The record is from RefSeq and is a predicted model, not a curated record. NCBI's taxonomy places the organism in Eukaryota, Fungi, Ascomycota, Pichiomycetes, Serinales, Metschnikowiaceae.
AUGGCCCCUACCUUCACCAACUCCAACGGUUGUCCAAUCCCUGAGCCUUUCGCCACCCAAAGGGUCGGUCAGCACGGUCCUUUGCUUUUGCAAGACUUUAACCUUAUCGAUUCUCUUGCCCACUUCGACAGAGAGAGAAUUCCUGAGAGAGUUGUCCACGCCAAGGGUUCCGGUGCUUACGGUACCUUUGAGGUGACCGAUGACAUCACCGACAUCUGUUCUUCCAAGUUGUUUGACACUAUUGGUAAGAAGACCAGAACUUUCACCAGAUUCUCCACCGUCGGUGGUGAGUCCGGUUCUCCUGAUGCUGCCAGAGACCCAAGAGGUUUCUCCACCAAGUUCUACACUGAGGAGGGUAACUUGGACUGGGUUUACAACAACACCCCAGUUUUCUUCAUCAGAGACCCAUCUAAGUUCCCUCACUUUAUCCACACCCAGAAGAGAAACCCAGAGACUCACUUGAAGGAUGCCAACAUGUUCUGGGACUACUUGUGCAGCAACCCUGAGUCUAUCCACCAGGUUGUCAUUUUGUUCUCUGACCGUGGUACCCCAGCCUCUUACAGAGAGAUGAACGGUUACUCUGGUCACACCUACAAGUGGUCUACCAAGAACGGUGACUGGAAAUACGUCCAGGUCCACUUGAUCUCUGACCAAGGUAACAAGGGUUUGACUAACGAGGAGGCUGGUGCCAUGUCUGGUUCCAACCCAGACCACGCCCAGGAGGACUUGUUCAAGAACAUUGCCAAGGGUAACUUCCCAUCUUGGACUUGUUACAUCCAGACCAUGACCGCUGAGCAGGCCAAGAAGGCUCCAUUCUCUGUCUUUGACUUGACCAAGGUCUGGCCACACAAGGACUACCCAAUGAGAAGAUUCGGUAAGUUGACCUUGAACGAGAACCCAAAGAACUACUUCGCUGAGGUUGAGCAGGCUGCUUUCUCUCCUUCCCACUCUGUUCCAUACCAGGAGCCAUCUGCUGACCCAGUCUUGCAGUCGAGAUUGUUCUCUUACCCAGACACCCACAGACACAGAUUGGGUGUUAACUACACUCAGAUCCCAGUCAACUGUCCUGUCACUGGCGCUGUCUACAACCCACACAUGAGAGAUGGUUCUAUGAAUGUCAACGGUAACUUGGGCUCCAAGCCAAACUACCUUGCUACUUCUGAGCCACUUCAGUUCCGUGAAUUCAGCCAACAGCAGGACCAGGAGGUGUGGACCGGUGCCGCAUGCCCAUUCCACUGGAAGGCUACUGACGGUGAGUACGCUCAGGCCAGCGCUUUGUACAAUGUCUUGGCUAGAUACCCUAACCAGCAAAAGAACUUGGCCCACAACGUCUCCGUGCACGUCUCUGCUGCUGACCCACCAAUCCAGGACCGUGUCUUCGAGAUGUUCUCUAAGGUCCACCCAGACCUUGGUGCUGCCAUCAAGAAGGAGACCUUGGAACUCGCUCCACGUAAGUAA